Hyaloscypha bicolor E is the source of this 870-nucleotide messenger RNA. RefSeq lists its product as uncharacterized. The coding region runs from base 1 to 870 and encodes 289 amino acids. NCBI's taxonomy places the organism in Eukaryota, Fungi, Ascomycota, Leotiomycetes, Helotiales, Hyaloscyphaceae. The transcript is spliced from 2 exons. The record is from RefSeq and is a predicted model, not a curated record.
AUGCCUUUCAUCAAGCGCAAGAUCUGCGAGAAGGCCAAGACCAAGAAAGACACUGUACCCGUUGACUGGGAGAACGGCGAACUUAAACAACGCUACCUCGAUCUCCUCCCUGAUAUCUCUCCACAGGAAACCGCCUAUGGCAAAUGGCUCAUUACCCACAUUCUUGAACGUCCAUGGGCUGAACUCACGUUCCUCGAGCGUGCGCAAUGGGCUGAGGUCUACUUUGACUUGGAGAAGAAGGGCCUGCGUUAUGAGGAUAAUGGCAAUGAUGAUAAUGAGGACGAGUCUGCAGAGGUGCUGUCCUGGGCUGACUACAAGAUCAUGUACAAGGAAAUCUUGGUUCCUGAGAAGGAGAAGAAGAAGAAGAUGAAGAAGAAAAAGAGGCUGCCGCUUUAUGACGAUAAUGGCAGAUUCAUUGGAUGGUAUAUUCCCAAGACGGACGAGGAAUUUCUGGAGAAGCUAAAGCAUGUUGGUUCCGCCUUGGGUGUUAAGAAGGAAAAGCCAAAGGUUAAGAAAGUUGAUGCAGGCAAGAUGGUUAUCGGUCCGCAGCUGAAGGAGAUGAAGACCCUAGUCCCAAAGCCGCAACCGCAACCGACUUACAACCAGUUCGCUCCAGCCCAGCAGAGCUUCUCCCAGCAACCGAUCUCCCCCCAGCAACAGAUCUCUCCUCAGCAACCGACCUUCCCAGGCAGCCAACCGACAAAUUCCCAGUUCAAGCAGAUUACAAUGGAGGCUGCUAGGAAACUUGAGAAAUCUGCUAAAGCUGGUAGUGGUACAUAUCAGAGUCCGUACACUGCGCACCGCUAUGCAAGCUUGGGUGGACCGAAGCAGGGUGAAGAGAAGUCAUUCAAGUCCCCAUAUGCUUUGUGA